Branchiostoma belcheri (Belcher's lancelet) is the source of this 2101-nucleotide messenger RNA. Its product is annotated as fibronectin-like. The transcript has 12 exons. Lineage: Eukaryota; Metazoa; Chordata; Leptocardii; Amphioxiformes; Branchiostomatidae. The annotation marks the transcript as partial. The record is from RefSeq and is a predicted model, not a curated record. Gene Ontology annotation, molecular function: protein binding.
AUGGCGGGUCCGUGUACAUCCGGGUUCUGGAGGUGGAUGGUUCUGGUGCUGAUAGCGACGACUGCAACAGUCACUGGGCAAGUCUGCCAGAGCCCGUUUGGGAUGGAGUCUGGUGCCAUACCUGAUGACAGCAUCACUGCAUCCGGAGUCGGGCAUCACUACGCACUGGAUCCCCACCUCGGGAGGUUAAAUGGAACUACUCAUUAUGGAGCCUGGGGACCAGCACUGCAUAUCAUCGGACAAUGGUUGCAGGUUUUUACAGGCAACACGGACACGAAGAAUCCUGUAACGCACCUACUGGACAACCCCGUCCACGCCCGGUAUGUGCGCUUCUACCCUCAGUCUUGGUAUGGCUACAUCGCCAUGAGGGUGGAGAUUCUAGGCUGCAAUACUGAGAUCAUCUGGGGGCUGACCCUCAAUGAUGCCGGGAUGAGUCACCUGAACGUUUCCUGGACAGUCGUGGGGAAUCUUCCGAUCUCGCGUUACACGCUCCGGUACCAGCCGUCAGACGGGUCGGGUCCGUACCAGGACCUCUCCCCCGCACCAGGAGCGGGAGACACCUCGGCAACCGUGCUAGGACUCAUGGACCACACAGAAUACACCCUCACUCUGACCUCUUUUGACGAAAACAACCAACCGAACGGGGUUAUCAACGAGACAUUCACCACAGGUGGGCGAAGGAUAAUCAUCUGGGGGCUGACCCUCAAUGAUGCCGGGAUGAGUCACCUGAACGUUUCCUGGACAGUCGUGGGGAAUCUUCCGAUCUCGCGUUACACGCUCCGGUACCAGCCGUCAGACGGGUCGGGUCCGUACCAGGACCUCUCCCCCGCACCAGGAGCGGGAGACACCUCGGCAACCGUGCUAGGACUCAUGGACCACACAGAAUACACCCUCACUCUGACCUCUUUUGACGAAAACAACCAACCGAACGGGGUUAUCAACGAGACAUUCACCACAGUCUGUCAAAAUCCGCUUGGGAUGGAAGAUGGUGCCAUAUCUGAUGAUAGCAUCACUGCAUUUUCAGUCUUACAUCAUUCCUAUGUACAGCCCUACUUUGGUCGUUUAAAGGGCACUGCUGGUUGGGGAGCCUGGACACCAGCUCGCCAAGACAAUCAACAAUGGUUGCAGGUGGAUUUAGGGGUGAUAAAGCGCGUCACGGGCAUCCCUACCCAGGGUGCUCACUUGCCUGUAAAUAAUCACUAUUCAUGGGUGAGGUUAUACAAACUUGAAUACAGUGGAGAUGAAUUUUUCUGGACAACAUGUGCCGACAAGGAUGGUUCGGAUAAGGUUUUUACAGGCAACACGGACACGAAGAAUCCUGUAACGCACCUACUGGACAACCCCGUCCACGCCCGGUAUGUGCGCUUCUACCCUCAGUCUUGGUAUGGCUACAUCGCCAUGAGGGUGGAGAUUCUAGGCUGCAAUACUGAGAUCAUCUGGGGGCUGACCCUCAAUGAUGCCGGGAUGAGUCACCUGAACGUUUCCUGGACAGUCGUGGGGAAUCUUCCGAUCUCGCGUUACACGCUCCGGUACCAGCCGUCAGACGGGUCGGGUCCGUACCAGGACCUCUCCCCCGCACCAGGAGCGGGAGACACCUCGGCAACUGUGUUAGGUCUCAUGGACCACACAGAAUACACCCUCACUCUGAUUUCUUUUGACGAGGACAAUCAGUCAAACGGGGUUAUCAACGGGACAUUCACCACAGUCUGUCAGAGUCCGCUUGGAAUGGAAUCUGGUGCCAUACCUGAUGACAACAUCACUGCAUCUGGAGUCGGGCAUCAUCAUUAUCUACAGCCCUACUUUGGCCGUUUAAAGGGAACUGCUGGUUGGGGAGGCUGGGCACCAGCGCACCAAAACAGAGGGCAAUGGUUACAGGUGGAUUUAGGGGUGAUAAAGCGCGUCACGGGCAUCACUACUCAGGGUGCCCUCCAGCUUGUACAUCAUCGCUUUUCCUGGGUUUUUGCAGGCAACACGGACACAAAGAAUCCUGUAACGAACCUCCUGGAAAACCCAGUGGACGCCCGUUUUGUGCGCAUCUACCCUCAGUCUUGGUACCAUUACAUCGCCAUGAGAAUGGAGAUUUUAGGUUGCAGCACUGACA